ACAACUACUAUCCUCCGUAAUGUAGCGGCCAAGCUCAUGGACUGUUGAAUGCAUCACGCAGUCAGUUCGUAAGCGUUAUCGUCUAAGGAUCUGUAAAACAUUCGAGUUGGCUGAAUAAAGUGCGACAGUUAUUAUAGUUAUAACGUAUAUAAUACACGUGUGUUUGAAACGCUUGUGACAUAUAAACAAUAAAAAUUUAUUAUCUCCUAUGAACAUUGUUCGAAUAAAAUUAAUAUACUCCAAGGACAAGUAGACAGCUGCAAACUAGUACUGUAGUUCCGUGGAUUAUUUGAGAAAGUAUGGAAGACAUAGUUUUAGAUUCGGGUACCAAUGAAGUAAUAUCUCCAAAUCAAGUUCAGGGUGAAAAGGAAAUUGCAAUUGAAGUCAAGAAUGCAGUAAAAUUGUACCCACCAAACAUUAUUUUAAGAGAAUUAAAUAUGACUGUAAGAAAAGGUGAAAUUUAUGGACUACUUGGACCAAGUGGCUGUGGAAAAACAACACUUCUAAACAGUAUAGUCGGUAGAUGUCAAAUUGAUUCUGGCGAAAUUCACAUGAAAGCAUCAAAAAGGGAAGAUGUUGGAUACAUGCCACAAGAUUUAAAUCUACAUCAAUUCCUAUCCAUACUUCAAACUUUUAAAUUUUAUGGCAAAAUGUUGAACAUGACUGAUGAUAAAAUUAUAGAAAGAGCCAAAGAACUUUCAAUAUUACUAGAACUACCUCCUAAUGAUAGAUUAGUUGAUUCAUUAAGUGGAGGACAACAAAGAAGAGUGUCGUUAGGUGUUGCUCUUUUACACAAUCCAAAAAUUUUGAUAUUAGAUGAGCCUACCGUAGGAUUAGAUCCAGUAUUAAGUGCCAGUAUUUGGCAGCAUUUAAUAUCUUUUGCACAAAAUGGAAAGACCAUUAUUAUAACUACGCAUUACAUAGAAGAAGCGAAACAAGCACAUACAAUAGGUUUGAUGAGAGAAGGAGUAAUAUUAGCAGAAGAUUCGCCUGAUGUGCUAAUGGCACGUUGCAACGCUAACACAUUGGAAGAAGCAUUUUUGAUCUUAAGUCGUAAACAAGAAAUGUCUACGAAUAUUUUGGUUGAAGAUAAGAACAAAAAAUAUGUUAACGAAAAAAAAAUAGCUGUUCAACCAAAUUUAAAUGAUGGAUUUUAUCGUAAUAAUCGAAUGUUAUGCCUUAUGUACAAAAAUUUAAGUCUUUUGUGGCAACAAAAAACAUUUUUGGGUUUUAUUAUUUUACUUCCAUUGAUACAGACAUACUUUUUCAAUCUUUGUAUUGGACACGAUCCUAAAGGAUUAAAAAUUGGAAUUAUAAACAAUGAAUUAGCACUCAAAGGUUUUUCAAAAUGUAGUCCUGAAUUGUUUAAUGGCUGUUUUCUCAAUAAUCCUGAUAACUUAACAGUAAGUUGUGCAUUUGAAGAGCACCUGAAAAAGAGAUCUUUACAAAUUGAGUACUAUCAUGAGGUUGAUAUUGGAACAGAGGCCGUAAAAAGUAACAAAAUAUGGACUCUUCUAAAUUUUCCUUCUGAUUAUACACAAGCUUUAUCAAGAAGAGUCAUUAAUGGCACUAGAACAUUAACGAUCGACGUAGAACAAAGUACAAUAGAUGUUUGGGUAGAUCUAGCUGAUUUAAUAAUUGGAAACCUGAUGAGAGCAAACGUAUUACUGGGUACUCAAGAUUUCAUGCAUGAUUUGUUGCGUCGGUGCAAUGUUAACGAAAAAGUUGGAAGUAUACCUUUAAGGUUUAACAAACCUGUGUAUGGGUCAAUGGAUAGUUCUUUUAUUCAUUAUUCUUCAGCUGCUGUUUUAUGUUUAUGUUGUUUUUUUUUGCCAACAUUAUUGACUGCUGGUCUGCUCUUAACGGAAAAGAAAGAAGGCAUGAUGGAAAGAAUGAUGGUGUCUGGUAUACAAUUUUCUGAAAUAUUAGUAUCAACAGCAAUUAUGCAAAUGAUUAUUCACACAAUUCAAACAUUAAUUGCAAUGUAUGUCAUGUACAUUUAUUUUGAUAAUCCAUAUCUUGGCGGUCAUUUUGUAACGAUUUCACUACUAUUACUUAUUGGAAUGGAAGGCAUGAUAUACGGAUUUUUGAUUGGUGCGAUUAGUAAAGAUUUCAUACUUGCAGCGUAUGUAGGAACGGGUACUAAUCUCGCUUUAGUUUUCACUUGUGGAAUGGUUUGGCCGCUUGAAGGUGCCCACUAUUUCCUCAAAACUUACGGUCCAAUUUUUCCAGUAACUGCGCCAGUUAGAGCUUUACUUGCAAUUACUGGCAAAGGAUGGAGUAUUGAUGCCAAACCUGUUUAUAACGGAUUCUUAUCAAUUUUUUGUUGGUCAACAUUUAUGAUCAUGGUCAUAUGUAUUAUUUGUAAAAUAAAAAAAGACCCAUGGGUAGUGCGACAUUGAAAAAGUACAUAAAGACUGACAUUAUUUAAUCUUGUAAUUUAAAUUAUUUACUAAUAUCAAAGUAUAUAAUACAUUUUAUUAUUAUAUAAAAAUUGAUAACAGUAAAUAUAUAAUGUUUUAGCUGUAACAUUCUAUGUUUUAAAAAACGUAUAUUUUUAAUGAUUGAAAUUGCUCAAUAUUAUUUUUACAUUUUAUCAAUAGAAAUUUCAUUGUUUAAAAAAUAAAAUUUUUGUUUAUUCGUCAAUAAAUUUAGUCUAUACUAAUUUUAUUUAUAAUAAAUAGUUACCAGAUUAAAUUUGUGAUCUAAGUAAAACCUGAAUGAAUAAAACUUUAUCGAAUCAUUAAACAUGUAAAAUAUAUUCUUGACAAAGUUUUGUGCAUCCAGAAAGUUUUAUAUUUUGUCAUGUAUAAAUGGCAUUGUAAAUAUAUUGAUAACUUAAGAAUAGUUUUUUUUUAAAAUAAAUUCGUUAUUGUUAGUAAGUUAUUUUGUUUU
Messenger RNA from Daktulosphaira vitifoliae (grape phylloxera), 2895 nucleotides. RefSeq names its product ABC transporter G family member 20-like. Bases 300 to 2402 code for a protein of 700 amino acids. Gene Ontology annotation, molecular function: ABC-type transporter activity; ATP hydrolysis activity; ATP binding. Gene Ontology annotation, cellular component: membrane. The transcript has 16 exons. The record is from RefSeq and is a predicted model, not a curated record. NCBI's taxonomy places the organism in Eukaryota, Metazoa, Arthropoda, Insecta, Hemiptera, Phylloxeridae.